This is a messenger RNA of Serinus canaria (Common canary), 1022 nucleotides long. Its product is annotated as translation initiation factor IF-2-like. The record is from RefSeq and is a predicted model, not a curated record. NCBI's taxonomy places the organism in Eukaryota, Metazoa, Chordata, Aves, Passeriformes, Fringillidae. The transcript is spliced from 3 exons. Bases 1 to 675 code for a protein of 224 amino acids.
AUGGCCCAGGGUGAGCAGAAGCACCCCGGCCCCACUCACGGCACACCGGGAGGAGCGGCUCCCGCCGGCAGGGCGGACAAAGCGGUGGGGCGGCGCUCCGCCGCCUCCCGCCGAACAAAGGGGCCCGGGGCCGCCCCGCCCCGCUCCCGCCCGCCGGUGCGCACCGACCGCCCCGCUCGCAUCUCCGCCCCGUGGGUCCCGCUCCGCUCCGGGCAGCGCCCGCGCCACGCGGCCGGAGCGGCGGCCCCGGCCCGCCCCGCUCCGCGCGUCCUGCGCCCGUCGGGCGGUGCCGCCCUCGGUCCUCCCCGCCCGCGGCUCGGGAGGCCGCGCUGGACUACGGGCAGGGGCCGGCACCGGCCAAAACUCUCCCAGAAGCGACUCCCGCCCCAGCAGUUCCGUCAGCCCCCUCUGACCGGCUCUGUCUCCGCGCCCCCACGCAGCCCUUGGCUCCCGGGAGGCCGCUCCCUCCCUCCCGCGGAGGGAAGCGGAGGCUCCCUGCCCGCCGUAGGGGGACGCUCCGAACCGCGGGUCCGGCUCAGCCGGCGGGCUUUUCAGGCGUUCUUCCCCGCCCAGUGGAGAGCGAAGAUGGAAGAAAGGAGAGAUCUGGUGGCACAGAGGAGAGGUGGCCACACACAUGGUGGGAACGCAGAACAAGACGUGCCUGUGUGGUGGUAAUGUGCCUGAAGCCUUUUGAAGCCCGUGCUGUUUCUCGUGUCCCAGGCCAAAUUCCUGCAGCAGGACCGAGCUGAGCAUGAAGCACCUCAAGAUGUGCCCUUAGAGUCACCUACUGCACCGCCAAGGCCAGCAUAAUGGCAGCAGUGGCUUUGAGUCACAACCCUGGAGACACGCCCUGUCCUUUCACCAAGGGACCCUGGCCACUCAGUUUCUGCACUGCUAAAAUUGGCUCUGUGGGAAUUUUGUUGGGGCUGUCACUGGGCCAACCACACCCUUGAUGUUCUGGGUCCGUUGUGGGGGGACGAGAAGGGAUACUGAGCAGUCUUGCACAACCUGAAUAAUCAUGC